Messenger RNA from Tachysurus vachellii, 3569 nucleotides. It is a transcript of the gene gpr82, whose product is annotated as G protein-coupled receptor 82. The coding region runs from base 1264 to 2361 and encodes 365 amino acids. Gene Ontology annotation, molecular function: A1 adenosine receptor binding; G protein-coupled UTP receptor activity. Gene Ontology annotation, biological process: G protein-coupled receptor signaling pathway. Lineage: Eukaryota; Metazoa; Chordata; Actinopteri; Siluriformes; Bagridae. The transcript is spliced from 2 exons. The record is from RefSeq and is a predicted model, not a curated record. Gene Ontology annotation, cellular component: plasma membrane.
AAUAUUGUAUAAAAACAUACAGUAAUAAAAGAGAAUGUUAAAAAAAUAAACUGGUUUUACUUUACGGAAGAUGCGCAUGGAGGUUGAGGGAGGAGCAAACAGGAGGAAUUUUGUCUCGUACGUACACUUUCGCUUUCGUUCACUUACUCGCUACUGUACACUCUUACUGCUACUUUACACUUAAAUGGAACUUAACUAAACCUCAUUUAGAGCAGCAACUAGAAAAUAGAAUAGACCCCUGUAUAACAGAACCAUUAAUCAUGCACAGAGUUAAAAAUAGGAAAGGAAAAUAAAUGAAUAAAUGGAUAAAUAAAUAAUUAAAUAAUUGGAGAGAGAGGGAGAGAGAGUGAAAAAUAUGUGGAGAUUUAUGACAUAAAUGUUCCGGCAUGGUGGAGUCGGGGUUGAAGGAUGGAGUUUAAAUCGCAGCAGCAGCAAAGCGCUAGAAAGCGGCUCAAUGAAAGGGAAUUUAAAUGGUCGGGUAAUAUGGAUGUCGUAACCGGAUUGGUGCGCGUCGUGGACAGCUGAUGCACGCUUGACGAUGUGGCCUGCCAGAACUAACGCGAUGCUUGAUUUCUCUUAACUUAACUGAACUUAAUUGCUACAAUUUCUGUUUUCUUUACAUUAAUUUUGCUUAAUUUUCUUCAUCGCUUUUCUCUUCACUUGUUUUUGCUUUUUUUGUCACUCUUUCCUCACUAACAUCUGCCGGUAGUUUUAAUAAAAACCUGUCCGGUCGGCAUAGGAAAUGAAUGAUUUCCUGUUUAUCGGCCGUCGUUUGACGUGUGCAGUGGAAAGGCGGCUUUAACCAACAGAGCACAUGUGGUUGUGGGGGAUCAGAGCACACAUGGUUGUGGGGGAUCUUUGUUUCGGCGGCGGCGGCUCGGAUGCUCGUAUCUCAAAAAUUUGCUCUUUUCUCAAGCCAAAAAUUUGGUUGAAUCACAGCUCGUAUCUCAAAACAUUUGUAUGUCAAAGCACUCGUAUCUUGAGGUAUCACUGUACAUUAAAAUAUUGCUAAAUAAUAUAUACAAAUGUCCAUAUAAAGUACUGCAGUAGUUUCAUUUUAUUUGUUUUUUUUCUCCGUCUCAAAGCUGAAAACAGCCAACCAGCUAACCAGCUAAUUUCUAUUUUGAUUGGAGAUACGUAGCUUUAUACAGAACUGCUAUGAAUUACAAACAGGAAGCAUUAAACAAUAGUAAAAAGAGGAUGUGGUUGAAAAUGCAUUAGGUUUGCUUCCUUCUUAAAAAGAAAAAAGAAGCAAAUCCACAUAUGUUAAAUGCUGCAUCAGAAGUCAAGAAGAAACCAGCAAUAAACCAAGCAAGUAUGUCAGCACUAGACUAUUUAAGAAACUGCACUAGAAUCAACGGGACAGUCUGCAAUGAAAGCUGUUUCCUGGAACCUGAAGACUACCACUUCACUGUUCUGCCUUGGCUUUAUCUCUUUCUGGCUAUCCUGGGCUUCCUGACCAACGGAUUGGCCGCACUGGACCUCUGGAAGACAGAAAAGACACCCAGAGUCAUUUUCACUUUAAACCUAGUGGUCUCUGACCUGAUGCUGUGCAGUAGCUUUCCCUUUAGAAUGGCUUACUAUAUAUAUAGUUCCCAGUGGAAGCCAAACACUGUGGUCUGCUCAGCGACUGAAUUUAUUAUGGUGUCUUGUUUCUAUGUCAACAUCUAUUGCAAUAUGAGUUUCUUGCUAUGGACCAGCAUCAAUCGAUGUGUUACAGUAGUACAGCUGCGCUGCAGUCUGUUCCAAGUUUUCAAGCGUCCACGUCUCUGUUGGCUCCUCUGCCUCAGCACCUGGAUAGUGGGAUUAACCUUUGUCAUUGGCGCUAUAAUAUAUAAAAUAGGCCUGAAAUACACAGGGAAAGACCUGAAAUCCUGCUUUGAUCAGGUAUUGAAUAAAAAAACUGAUCAAAUGAAUGGCCUGCAUAGCAUUGGUGUGGGAAUCUUCUCCUUCAUGCUGGGCUUGAUGCUGGUCAGCUACGGGCUGCUGAUAUUCCAUUUGUACAAGAUAAAGCAAAAGAGUUUGGUGGGAUUUGGUAUUGGUCUGAGAAUACGGAGGAAAAUCUUGGCCUCUCUGCUUUCGUUUGUGGUCUGCUUCCUGCCCUACCAUGUGCAGCGGAUCAGAAUGAUAGGGUUAGAAAAUAAAGACUGUAAAAUGAAGCAGAAAGAAUUCUGUGUAAAGACAUUGUUGAUACUUUUAUCAUCACUCAGUUGCUGUCUGCAUCCAGUGCUGUACCUGGUGUUGCAAUUGCCUUGUUGCAGAGCCAAACGAAACGUCAGAAAGCAGCCUAAACCAGACAUGUUCAAGAACCAAGACACCCAUGCAGAUACAGACCAACAGACCCCAUAUAAUCAUAACUAGGAGUCAUAUCUCACCCACACAGACACACACACAUAGUGACUGUAGCCUGUCUGCAGCCUCAGAUACCUGUUAUUAGCCUGCAGUGUGGAUCGUGAUGUGGUUUUCUGCUGUUAAAUCUGCCUUAAAGUUUGACGUGUUCAGCAUUCUGACAUGUUUUCUGCUCAACAUGGUUAUAAAAAGUGAUUAUAUUAAGUUAAUUCUCAUUUAGAUAAUUUCAUUUAAGUUACCAUAGCCUUACGGUCACCUCGAAGCAGCAACAUAUUUUAGCCCACUGGUUGUGUUUUUAGUUUUCAUGCCAUUAUAUAAAUAUAAAUUCCAGGAGAUCAACAGUUUCUUAAACUUAAACCAGCCAGUCAUCAGGCACCAACAACCAAGUCAUUGUCAAAGUUACUGAGAUCAACACUUCCCCCAUUCUAAUGUUUUACAGUAUGAGAACCUUAGCUGGAGCUCUUGACCUGUAUCUGCAGGCCACUGUGCAUUGUGUUGCUCCCACAUGAUUGCGUGUUUGGAUAACUGUAUGAAAAAGCACAGUACACACAAAAAAAACCACAAGGAAGUUGCUGCCUACUCUGAACAGAUGAGGCUGUAUGAUGGCUAGAAAGCUGGAAUUGCAAUACAUUUUACCCUGGAUUUAAGAUUACAUAACUGACUGAAUUGAAAUAGAUUUAAAGAAAAUAACUGAACUGUAAUUUACUUUCAGCAUAAAAUUGUAUGAACCUUUCCAUUGGACAGAUGACCCAUUAAAGACACAAAGGAUUUACACUUGAGGUUUUAUCUCCGCGAUAAGAAACUUUACAGUAUAUUAUCAUUUUCUCUCUCUGUAUGUGUGGAUCUUUAGCUCCUACUUUCCUCAGCAACAAAGUACAUAAUACGGUACAAAAUAAUGUUAAUGUAUAGAACUGAACAGCAAUUGUGCUUUUACGUAUUUAAGAAUAUGUACAAAAUAGAUUUCAGAUGACUGCUUAUAACUAAUUUAUUCUAUAUUUGUUAAUGUCAAGGAGUUGAUGUAUGGGUUUUAGAGCCUCACUGGUGAGAUGGGAAUGAAACCGAGGUGCCUACAUUUCUGUAUAAUAUACAUAUAUUUAAUUAUUAUACUUUUUUCACUGACUGGUAUGAGUGGCGGCCUGGGAAAAGCAUUUACAUAGUCAACCUUUGACAUCUACUAUAUAUGUUAUAGUAUUAAAAACUACUGGCAUUCUGACCUGAAA